Molecule: messenger RNA, 4719 nt
Organism: Gallus gallus (chicken)
Lineage: Eukaryota; Metazoa; Chordata; Aves; Galliformes; Phasianidae
Gene: PXK
Product: PX domain containing serine/threonine kinase like
Exons: 16
Coding region: 2217-3809 (530 amino acids)
Biological process (GO): protein phosphorylation; protein targeting to lysosome; early endosome to late endosome transport
Cellular component (GO): extrinsic component of endosome membrane; late endosome; early endosome
Molecular function (GO): ATP binding; protein kinase activity; actin binding
Source: RefSeq, a predicted model, not a curated record
GAGGAAAGCCAAGGCACAUACGAACCUUAUAAACUCAGCACUGAAGUGCUAUGUGUCUCAUUAUUUAUAUUGGUCUAAAAGCACUUCCAGAUGCUGCUUAUCAUGUGAUGGAUUUCUGUAUCUCUGGGAAGUGUUCCUUAGUUAAACACUGGACUUACUGUGUGUUUUCUUUUGCUUUUUAGGACAAUUAUUUCUUUUUAGUUGGUGUGGGAAAAUGCAAGGGACGUGAGUGUGUUUGGGAGAAGGGGGGUGAGCUGGCAUAUACAGGAGUGAAACUUGUCACUUGGGAUUUCCAUAGGACUAGGAAAGCAAGAUAAAAAGUGACACUGUGAUUUGAGGGUGGAUUUGUGUGACUAAUUGCCCCCCGUUAAAUGUGUGAAUUCAGGAGCUGAAUACAGCUUUUGUUCCCCUCCUCACCUCCAACCAAACCAAAUCAUCUAUCUGCUAGAUGAGCCUCUGUGAGCAAAAACAUGUUGGGUUUUUGAGUUGUGUACUCUGAUGGGAUGGGAACCAUUUGAAGCAGAUUAGAAGGUGGAUGGAGGGGCUAAAUGAUUGUACUUCAGUAGAUGCAAUGUGGCUGAGUUGUGUAAUUAUUUUACUGAAUAUGCAGCAGCACACGGUAACUUUUGUCCUGGCCUAGAAACCUGUGUGAUGUACUGAAUAAAUGCAGUACAAAGGUGUCUACUGCUCCAAACAAAUGCAAGAGUGAAGAUUAGAUAAGCACUCAUGGGAACACAAGGAAACGAAGUGGUGCUGGUCAGCACAGUGAGCAUACAGUGCUCAUUGGAGUCUUCACCACUGCCAAGUUUUGGUGGAGAUUGCAGAGAAACAAUUUUGAGAAGGCUUUAGAGAGAAGAUGGAGAGUUCUUUUUUUAAUCUUCUACAACAAGUUCCUCUUAACUGUGGGGAACAGAAUAUUAAGGCAUUACAAGGCUUUGUUACCUUCUCACUUAACUUUCACGUGAGCCAGGUCUAUUAGAAAAGGCAUCGGGUAUUUGACUUCAAAUUUAGGUGGAAGGCGUGGUAAGCAAAGGUAGAUAGCUUACAUAUGAUGUAGUAAAGAAAGAGGCCUUUGCAUCUGAGGCAGAGGUGAAUGAUAAAAGUGAAGGGCUCUGGGAAGUAUUUGGUAGAACUUGCAGUAUGGGCCUUGGAAGAAUUUGAAAUGAGGGAAAGAGUUUGCGGCUACAACGUACUGAGAUCUGGGACAACAAUGUCAGCUCCUUGGAUAUUAGGACAGAUCAAAAUGAAUCAUCAGGACAUUCCUCUCUAAGUUAGAUAUAAUGAUAUGUAGAGGGCAGCUAAAUUAAUAAGUCACCUUCAUUAGCUCUUCAUCUCCUUCAGUGAAAACUACUGGACACUCCCUCAAUCUCCAGCUCCUGCAUUUUUCUGCUUUUACAUUCUGGAAAGCAAAGAUGCAUCUCUGCUUGGAGAAAGCCUUUUCUGGCUGCUGUAGAGACGCUGCCUUAGGUGUCAUUCUUCAGCCCAGCAGAGGUAAUUUAGAGCCUUUACCACGGUUGCGCAGCUCUGCUUCUGACAACCACCACUGCUCCUUCAGACCGGGCUUGGGAGACAGCAGACAAUAGGUGAUGAGAAGCAUGUUAAAUUGCAGUUUUCCCCCACUGUUCUGUUCUUAAGCUUUUUUAUAAAUUGCUCUGAGGUGCUGGCACUGAAGUUUUCUGAUCCAUUAAGACAUGCAGCAUUCCUCAGUUCUUUUCAUCCAGAACUCUAAGCAACAGUAUUUCGUCACAGUCCUCGGGUCCCAUGACUUGUUUAUAAACAAUGUGAACCCUCAUCUUGUGCAUGUUGAAAUUGAUUAAAACAACAACAAAACAAACAAACAAAAACCUGCAGCCUCCAAAAGCAGUAAAAAAAAAAAAAUUAUGUGAACACCAGGUACAGGAUUUACAGCAAGACAUCUGGCUUUUGUGAAGCAUUUUAUUGCAGCUUUUGAGCAGGCUGUGGCUUGAAGAUAAGAAAAGUUCCUGGUUCUACUAUGGCACAGCCCAUCCAGAGCCACUGUGUGCUGGGAAGGUCAGGACCUCAGCGAGGUGGGGGCUGUGGUGGUGUUCUCACUGUGCUCUGGCUUUUGGAGAUAACUACAAAAACCUGGGGGUGAAUGCUGCUUUCUGCUGAAAAAUAGCAGAUGUGAGGUUUAUUGGAGGGGGGGAAAGGAGUAGUGGUUUGAAAACAUGUGAACUCAGGUCCUUUUCUCUCUGAUGGUAGCGAGCUGUCAGGUCAAGAAGAUAAAGGUGAUUAUGACUGGACGUGCUUUUCAAAUCUCAUCUCUAAGUCUACCUCUUCCUCCAAAAAAAUUGAUCGGAAAUAUGGAGCGUGAAUUCAUAGCAGAAAGACAGAAGGGACUCCAGGCCUAUCUCGAUGUGAUUACUUCCCAUCACCUACUGUCUAACUGUGAACUGGUAAAAAAGUUCUUGGAUCCAAACAGCUAUUCUGUAAACUACACUGAAAUUGCCUUACAGCAUGUUUCAAUGUUCUUCCGAUCAGAGCCAAAGUGGGAAGUGGUAGAACCGUUAAAAGAUAUAGGUUGGCGAAUACGUAAGAAAUAUUUUUUAAUGAAGGUAAAGAAUCAACCAAAGGAACGGCUAAUGUUAAGCUGGGCUGAUCUUGGCCCUGAUAAAUACUUGUCUGACAAAGACUUACAGUAUGCUGUGAAACUCCUUUCUUCCUGUUCUCACCCCUAUAUUUACAAAGUCACUUUUGCCACUGCCAGUGAAUCUUCAGCACUGUUUAUUAGACCAUUCAAUGAAAAAGGGACACUAAAGGACCUUAUUUAUAAGGCCAGACCGAAAGAUCCCUUCCUGAAGAAGUAUUGCAAUCCUAAGAAAAUUCAAGGUCUUGAACUACAGCAGAUAAAGACAUAUGGAAGACAAAUAUUAGAGGUAUUAAAAUUCUUGCAUGAGAAGGGGUUUCCGUAUGGCCAUCUUCACUCUGCCAAUGUAGUGUUGGAUGGGGACACGUGCAAGUUACUGGAUCUAGAAAAUUCCUUGCUGGGACUUCCAUCAUUUUAUCGAUCGUACUUCUCACAGUUCCGAAAAAUUAAUACUUUAGAAGGCAUUGAUGUACAUUGCUUUGGGCACUUACUGUAUGAAAUGACGUAUGGAAGACCCCCAGAUACAAUUCCAGUAGACAGCUUCCCUCCUGCACCAUCAGUUUCUGUUGUGUCUGUGUUGGAAUCCAUUCUGACUUGUGAAGCUAUGAAGAAUGGCAUGCCAACUGUUUCACGGCUCUUACAGAUGCCAUUAUUCAGUGACGUCCUGCUAACAAACUCUGAGAAACCACAGUUUAAGAUUCCUACGAAGCUAAAAGAAGCACUGAAAAUGUCCAAGGAAUGCAUAGAGAAGAGAUUAACAGAAGAACAGAAAUUGAUUCACCAGCACAGAAGACUGACAAGAGCUCAGUCUCAUCACGGCUCCGAAGAAGAAAAAAAGAAAAGGAAGAUCUUAGCAAGAAAGAAGUCAAAACGCUCUGCCUAUGAAAGUGCGGAAGAACACUCAGCAAAAUACAGCAACUCAAAUAACUCAGCAGGCUCUGGGGCGAGUUCCCCAUUAACAUCUCCAUCAUCCCCCACUCCGCCCUCUACAGCAGGAGCAUCGUCGAUACCCCCAGCACCACCACCGCCACCCCUGCCACCAGCAGCUCCUCCUCCAAAUACAGAGGUGCCAACACAGCCAAGCCCACAGCCUGCUGUCAGUGCAAGCCGAGGAGCCUUACUCAGCUCCAUUCAAAACUUUCAGAAAGGAACUCUGAAGAAAACACACACGUGUGACUACAGUGCUCCCAGGAUCAGCUGAGGCUACUGGUUACACCAGGAUUGAAUUCCCCCUCCCACUCCUGUGCUAUCCAGGAACAAGAACCUUCUGAUCGGCAACUGAUUCACCAGCGCAUUUAGUGGCUAGUCAUGCAGUAGCUCCCUUUUACCUCUAUUUCAGCUUUACACACGUAGCAGCACUACCCCAUCUGGAUUGCAUUGCCAUGCUAACUACUCCAUUCUUUAUUUGGUUUCAAGAAUUUUGUUCUCUAGCUGCAGUUUCGGGUACAGCAUCUUCUAUGUGGCUGAAUAAAACUGAGAAUAGGAAUGACCAUGAUCGAGGUGAAUUAAUGCAUUUUUUUUUUAGUUCUAUUACUUCCUCACUUUUUUUUUUUCAAAUUACAGGAAUCUACUUUUAACCUGCCCUAACUUUUUCACCACUAGUCAUCCAGCAGUAACUCAUUUAACUUACUGCACUGAAUCAGCAUAUUUUGUUUGAGAUAAUCCAAAAAAACCCCAACCAUCAAAACAACCCAUACUGCACAGGUGAGGGAACUGGAGAAUUAAAUCUUAUUCCCACCGUUUUUGCUGAUGGACUAAAAAAUACUGUCUCAGACCUGUUUAAAUGGACAUCCUACCCGCAACUCUAAGGGCAAGUGUUUUUAAAUAAGGAAAUAGUUGAAAUUGGAGUUAAUGGGGCACUGGGAUAUUAUUCAUGAUUUAGUUAAAUGGAAACUUACUUCAAGUUAAUUUUACAGCUUAGACUUUAUUGAAAGAUCCUUUUUUUGAUUUGAUUGAAACCUUAAACAAAUUGCACUUUAAAGGAUUAUAGAUAAUCCACUUUUUAAAUUCAAGUACAUCCGUGUUCGUUACUAUGCAGAGAAUGUCUGUACAGUUUCAUGUAACCUGUGAUAUUCAGUCAUUUUUAUUAAAAUGUUAAUGGAGUUCCUCCA